Daphnia carinata is the source of this 1584-nucleotide messenger RNA. Its product is annotated as quinone oxidoreductase-like. The coding region runs from base 241 to 1212 and encodes 323 amino acids. Gene Ontology annotation, cellular component: cytosol. The transcript has 9 exons. Lineage: Eukaryota; Metazoa; Arthropoda; Branchiopoda; Diplostraca; Daphniidae. The record is from RefSeq and is a predicted model, not a curated record. Gene Ontology annotation, molecular function: NADPH binding; quinone reductase (NADPH) activity; mRNA 3'-UTR binding.
GUUGGCGUUGUUAUUAUCUGUGUCGAUAAAUAGUCAUUAAACACUAUACUUGCGAUAGGAAUUUGCACCCUGGCUCGUAGAGUUGAUGAGAAGUGUUUCUUUGGAAGAGAAAGCCAGCGUUGUAGGCGAAACUGUAAAUGACCAGAGAGCACUAGAAAUAUUGGGCUUUCGACCGUUUCCUAUGUGUGUCAAUGAACUCAAAUUUUUUUUGUUUUAUUAGGGUAAUACGAAGGUUUGGCAAUGAAGGCUAUACGAGUGCAUACAUUUGGAGGACCAGAGGUCUUGAAAGUUGAAACUGAUGUUCCAAUUCCUGUUCAUACUGAGAGCCAGGUACUCAUUCGGGUUGGCUCAGCUGGUGUAAAUCCAGUUGACACCUACAUUAGGAUGGGAUUAUUUGCUCAGUUGCCAACCUUGCCUUACAUUCCAGGCCGUGAUGGUGCCGGGACUAUAGAAAAAAUUGGUUCUGAAGUUGACAACCUCAAGGUAGGAGAUCGCAUUUUCUUUUCCGGAGCCAGCGGCUCUUACGCUGAAUACGUUGCUUGUGAAUCGCAUUCAGUGUUCCGACUGGCUGAUCGCCUCUCCUUCGCCCAAGGGGCCGCUCUAGGUGUCCCUUACUUCACCGCGUAUCGCGCUAUAUUUAUCAAAGGAAAGGCCAAGGCCGGUGAUCGAGUGCUAGUACAUGGAGCUAGCGGAGCUGUUGGUUUGGCCGCCUGUCAAAUAGCUAAAGCGCACGGUAUGACAGUUGUUGGAACGGCCGGCACACCCCAGGGGAUGGAACUGGUAAAAAACAAUGGAGCUCAUCUGGUGUACAAUCACAGAGAAAAGGGGUAUUUGGAACAAGCUGCCGAAGCGGUGGGCGGUGACGGCUUCGACGUUAUUAUCGAAAAUGCAUCAGACAUCAAUCUAGGUUCGGAUUUGACCGUCAUCGGUCCAGGUGCCCGUGUUGUGAUUGUGGGCAAUCGAGGCAACGUCGAAAUCAGCCCUCGCUUCCUGAUGACAGAAGAGGCUUCUAUCGUCGGAUGCGCCCUUUUCAGAUCGACUCCGGAGGAGUGGCGUCAAACGGCCGCAGCUGUAGUGGCCGGCGUGGAAAUGGGUUUCCUAACUCCGUUCAUCGACAAAGAAUACCCGAUGGAGUCCGUUCAAGAGGCUCAUGCCAACGUGCUCAGUCACGAAGGAGGAUCUCGUGGCAAACUGGUCUUGACAAUGACGUAGAUGUCCUUUGCGAAUGAAGAAGUAGAAAAUUUUGUUUUCCUAAGCAUGUUUACGUUUUUUGUUUCCUUUUUUCCUAAAAAUUUUUCCGUCUUGAAUGAACGCAGCCUUCAGAUACAUUGCCACUGUUUCUCGUCUCUUUUUACCUUUUUCUCAAAUACUAGGUGUAAUGGAUCCGUCCCUUUUUUCUUUCAAAAUUUUUACUUCUCUCUGUCUCUCUGAAAAUGUAUGAUUCAGUCAUGUGUGUGUACGUCUGAAGGCUUUGCUAAAGGAAUGUUGCAACCAAAGGAAUUCACUACCGUGAAUCGUGCAAGUCUUUUUUCUGUCUCCCCCCCCGCCUCAUCCCAUAUAAAGGAUAGAAAUAUAUUUCCCUCC